Phaeoacremonium minimum UCRPA7 is the source of this 318-nucleotide messenger RNA. Its product is annotated as putative short chain type protein. NCBI's taxonomy places the organism in Eukaryota, Fungi, Ascomycota, Sordariomycetes, Togniniales, Togniniaceae. The transcript has a single exon. The coding region runs from base 1 to 318 and encodes 105 amino acids. The record is from RefSeq and is a predicted model, not a curated record.
AUGACUGCAGAUACCAUUUCUCUUGCCGGCCAGGUGGCUAUCGUUACUGGUUCCGGCCGCGAAAACGGUAUCGGUGCCGCCAUUGCUCUAGCACUCGCCCGCAACGGUGCGAAUGUAGCUGUGAACUAUGUCAGCGAAGCAUCCGCAUCCCGUGCAGAGACGGUUGCAAAACGACUCAAGGCCGUUGGUGCCCGUGCGACCAUUGUCCAAGCCGAUAUUAGUACCCCUGAAGGUGCCGCGAAGCUCGUACAAAAGACGCUAGAGGCCUUCGAAACAGACAAGGUUGAUAUCCUAGGUACGAUCUGGCCAACUCUUUGA